Thlaspi arvense is the source of this 246-nucleotide messenger RNA. The record is from the annotation of a GenBank genome assembly. Lineage: Eukaryota; Viridiplantae; Streptophyta; Magnoliopsida; Brassicales; Brassicaceae.
AUGAAGCUCUCCAUGCGUUUGAUCUCAGCUGUUCUCCUCUUGUUCAUGAUAUUCGUCGCCACAGGGAUGGGUCCAGUCACAGUGGAGGCACGUACGUGUGAGUCAAAGAGCCAUAGGUUCAAGGGUUUAUGCCUCAGCGAAACAAACUGCAAGAACGUGUGCCACAACGAAGGAUUCGGCGGAGGAGUAUUUUACGUUUACGAAGCUACUCACGCUAAUGCCGAGAUAUUUGAUCAACUCGGGUAG